Molecule: messenger RNA, 1206 nt
Organism: Nicotiana tabacum (common tobacco)
Lineage: Eukaryota; Viridiplantae; Streptophyta; Magnoliopsida; Solanales; Solanaceae
Source: RefSeq, a predicted model, not a curated record
AUGUUUAACCCACAAGAUCAUCUUGGAACCCCUCCACCACCUUCUCCCUCAAAUGCAUCCUCAACUACUCCACCUAGUGAAUCUCCAAAACCUAGGUUUCGAAGGCAGAAAAUGCUUGCCCGAAAAACUGUAGCAUCUGGGGCUCUAAGGAAGGUUUUAAAAGAAAGGUUCAAAGCUAGCCAAGUGAAAGAAAUCCCAGCUCAAAAUUCUGAUUCUAGCUCUGAGACUGAAUCUUUUCAAUCCGCGACUGAGGGAGAUGGACAUGGGUCUUCUGACUUUGAGAAGACUCAAGAAUUUCCUAUUGAGAAGUCUGAAAAAGAAAAAGAGAGAGAGGGUGCAUGUGGCGAAGAGAGGGGAAAUGGGAAGGGAGCAGCUCUUGAUAUAUGUGGGGUUGCACAAGAGAAUGACAUGAAGUCAGGGGGAAGUGGUUCUAGCGAAGCUGCAGAGGGGUUGAUUCAUCUGAGCAAACGAAGAGAUGAACCAGUUUCAUCUACUGAAGAGACCCUAGCUGAUCUACUGAAAAAGGUUGGAGCAAGCUAUGAUCCAAAGAAAUUGCCUAGGGGUAGAGCCACAAGAAGCAGGGUAAAACAGAGUGAAGCUGAUCUACAAAAGGCUUUAGAAGAAAGUAAUAAAAAGAAAAAGAAAAAGGAUAAGGGAAAGGGAAAGAUUGCAGAAUCCUCUGAGGCCGUAGAGGAAGAGGGGAUGGAACUAGUCCAUCAAGAGAGGGGUACAUAUGUGGAGGUUCCUACACCCAAGCCUAAAAAACCCAAGACUUCCUCCAAGAAGUCUUCUUCUGUACCUGUAGCUGCUGAACCCUCACUUGCCAAGAGGACAAGAUCUACAGUGAAAGCUAAACAAACAAAAGUUUCUGAUGAUGAGGAUUGGAGUGGAGAAGAAGAAGAAAAUGAAUCUGAGAAAGAACAGGACAAGCUUGCCAUUUUUUGCAAAAGAAAAAUCUUGAAAGGUAGACUGUGGAAGGACCUGGUGGAACCAGGAAUGAUGAGAUUGAUAGACUGCUUAGUAGCUCAAGGUUGGAAGGACAUGGUCCUUCAGAUGGAAGGAAGGCUAGCUAGAAAUGAGUUGGUUGACUUCAUGGCAAAUGCUGCUAUUAAGGAUGGAGUUGUUAGUAGCCAGGUGAAGGGAGUUCAAGUGCACUUCGAUGCUGUGAAACUGGGAGAAAUUCUGGAUACCCUCUUAAGGGUUUGA